Messenger RNA from Echinostoma caproni, 2121 nucleotides. NCBI's taxonomy places the organism in Eukaryota, Metazoa, Platyhelminthes, Trematoda, Plagiorchiida, Echinostomatidae. The record is from the annotation of a GenBank genome assembly.
AUGAUCGAUCUAUCCGUGCUCGCCAAAGGAUUGCCCCUGAAUCCCCUGCCCGAACUACGACCGCGUGACCCAACUAUUCCCCACGCUCCGAAUUUGUGUCCCCAGUUGGAUGAGGAUGAAAAAGCGUUGGCUUUGGCCAAUGCCUUGCGCUACAUUCCGAGCGAAUUGCAUGAUCAAUUGGCCCUGGAAUUCGCUCACGAACUGGCCACAUAUGGGCACAUCUAUAUGUAUCGAUUUCGACCUGACCCGGCCUUACUCAAGGCACAUCCCAUCGGUCAAUAUCCGGCUAAGUGUGUAGAAGCCGCCGCAAUCAUGCUGAUGAUAUGCAAUAACCUGGAUCGUGAAGUGGCACAAUUUUCAGACGAACUGGUCACCUACGGUGGAAAUGGUCAAGUAUUUUCUAAUUGGGCUCAAUUCUGGCUUGUUAUGAAGGCUCUGAGCAGACUGACCAGCAAACAGACUCUUGUGCUCUAUUCCGGCCAUCCAGCUGGCCUGUUUCCAAGCCACACUUUGGCCCCACGAAUGGUCAUCACCAACGGGAUGCUGGUCCCGCGACCUGGAUUGCAAAAAGGUUAUCAGAAAUUGUUUGCCCUAGGUGUGACCCAAUACGGUCAAAUGACAGCCGGCUCGUUCUGUUAUAUUGGCUCGCAGGGUAUCGUGCACGGGACCACACUGACCAUACUGAACGCAUUUCGGCGGCACAUGGGUUCGAGACUGGAGCAUGGUUCAUAUCACACAAACGAUGACUUCAUCCGCGGUAAGGUGUUUCUCAGUUCCGGAUUGGGUGGCAUGAGUGGCGCGCAGGCUAAGGCGGCCGUGAUUAUCGGAUGUGUCGGGGUGAUUGCGGAAGUGAGCGAGCAAGCCCUGAAUAAACGAUUCGUUCAAGGUUGGCUAACGGAACGUGUGGAUAAUUUGGAAAAGCUGAUGGAACGUAUACGUCAGCGACGGAAAGAGAAGCGUGCUGUCAGUAUCGGAUAUUUGGGUAACAUUGUGGAUGUCUGGCAACAAUUGGUGAAAGAAUAUAGACAAACCGGUGAGCUUCUGGUCGAUAUUGCGUCCGAUCAGACGUCGUGUCACAAUCCAUUCCAUGGGGGCUACUAUCCAUGUGGCUACAGCUACGAAGCGGCUCGCAAACUCAUGCGCGAAGACAGUAAUACGUUCAGAAAGGCGGUCGAGAACAGUCUUCGGGUACAGGUAGCUGCAAUCAAUGAAAUGACCAAAGCAGGUGUGUACUUCUUCGACUACGGAAACGCAUUUUUGUUACAAGCAAAACUGGCCGGUGCGGAUUUGGAGCCGACGGAAGAGCAAUUAAAGGAGGCGAAGGAGCUGCGCAUAAUCCGCGAAUUUCGGUAUCCGUCAUACGUUCAGGAUAUUAUGGGUGACAUAUUUUCCAUGGGAUUUGGACCAUUCCGUUGGGUGUGCACUUCCGGGCUACCAGAAGAUUUACGCACGACAGAUAAACUGGCCGAGGAACAAUACCAACGGUUGAGCAGUCGAGCAGAUCUGCCUUUACCGAUUCGGCAACAGUUUGAAGACAAUCUUCGAUGGAUUAAGAAUGCCGACCGGCACAAUCUCGUGGUCGGAUCUCAGGCUCGAAUCCUCUAUUCGGACGAAGACGGUCGAGUGGCGAUUGCCGAGGCUUUCAACGAUGCCAUUGCCAAAGGACUGUUGCACGGCCCGGUUGUGCUUAGUCGUGAUCACCACGAUGUCAGCGGGACAGACAGCCCGUACAGGGAGACAGCAAACAUCUACGAUGGAUCCGCCGUGUGUGCCGACAUGUCGGUUCACAACGUGAUCGGGGAUGCAAUGCGUGGUGCCUCGUGGGUAUCUCUGCACAACGGUGGUGGUGUCGGCUGGGGUGAAGUAAUGAACGGUGGGUUCGGUCUCGUAUUGGACGGCACACCGGAAGCGCUGGAAAAAGCCCGACGGAUGCUCUCUUGGGAUGUAACCAAUGGGAUCGUUCGGCGUGCAUGGGCUGGGCACCCAUUAGCUAAAUUGACCCUACAGUAUCGAGAGAAAGUACAUCCAGCGGAUCCGGAGGACGCGUUUGAACCGCUCUUGCCCGAGCGAGUUCAAGAUCUCAGACUUUUGGAGGUCGCUCUUAAAAAAGCCUAUCAGUGA